UAUCACAGCUUGUUUUCUCCGUGUGAAUGUGGAGUCCUGACUGGUUCCAGGAAACAGAUCACAUGUCUGAGCAUCCAUGUCACAAGGGAAGUCACAAUGACGUCAGAGGUGCUCUUGAACAUCCUGGAUGAUCUGAGAGAUGAGGAGCUGUCUACAUUCCAGUGGUACCUGCAGCAGCCCAACAAUGUUCAAAGCCUCCCUGCCAUCACAAAGAGUCGACUACAGACAACAAACAGGUGUAAAACUGUGGAUGUGAUGGUGGAGACUUAUGGACUUCAGAGAGCUGUGCAGGUGACCAGGGUGGUUUUAGAGAAGAUCUCCAGGAAUGAUCUGCUGCAGAGGUUGCCUGCCAGCAGCUCAGGACCAGAAGAUGAGACUGUUCCGGUACCAGAAUCACAUCCCAUCAGAUAUUACCAACAGAAGCUUCAAUCAAACUUCCAGGACACGUUUAUGGUUGCAACAGAGGGGUGGGCAGCAGAUGAGGAGCGUCUGGUUGAUAUCUACACAGAGCUAUACAUCACAGCUGGCCGGGAUGUGCACGUCAACACACAGCAUGAGGUCCUACAGAUUGACAAGGUGUGGAAGCCAUCAGACACAGAGACACAGAUCCAACCCAGAGACAUUUUCAAGCAUCCUUCUGGAAAAGACAUACCCAUCAGAACAGUGCUGACCAAUGGGAUUGCAGGGAUUGGAAAAACAUUCCUCGUGCGCAAGUUUGUGUUGGACUGGGCUGAAGAAAGAACCAAUCAAGAUGUGCAUCUUAUUUUCCCAUUCACUUUCCGUGCCCUGAAUUCACUGCAGGGAAAAAAGUUUGUUUUGGCAGAGCUCAUUCAUUUCUGUAUCCCAGAAACUAAAGACGUCACAGUGGAGGCUCUGAAUUACAUCUUUACAGCUCUGCAGUCAUCAGGAACCAGCAACUACCACAAGAGCAGAUUCAAACUGCUGUUUGUGUUUGAUGGACUGGACGAGAAUCGCCUUCAUCUGGACUUUGAUGACAACAUUCGCUCCGUGGACGUAACAAAGUCAACUAAAGUGGAAGUCCUGUUGAGGGAACUUAUCAGUGGAAAACUGUUGCGCUCAGCUCGCCUCUGGAUAACCACACGACCUGCAGCAGCCAAUCAGAUCCCUCAAAAUCUCGUCAACACCACAACAGAGGUCAGAGGGUUCAAUGACCCUCAGAAGGAAGAGUACUUCAGGAAGAGAUCCAGAGAUAAGAGGCAGGCCCACAGCAUCAUCUCCCACAUGAAGACAUCACGAAGCCUCCACAUCAUGUGUCACAUCCCAGUGUUCUGCUGGAUCACUGCUACAGUUCUGGAGGAGCUGCUGGAGACCAGAGAGGGAGGAGAUCUGCCCAGAACCCUGACUGAGAUGUACACAGAGUUUCUCAUACUUCAGAUUGAUCACACAAAAGAAAAGUACAGUCCAAAGAAGUGCCAAAAGUACAUUAAGUCAUUAGCCAAACUGGCUUUUGAACAGCUGCAAAAGGGCAACUUGAUCUUCUAUGAGAAAGACCUGAGAGAAAGUGGCAUCAAUGUGACUAAAGCCUCAGUGUACUCAGGAGUGUUCACAGAAAUCUUCAAAGCAGAGCGAAGACGGAAAGAGAAAGACAAGAUGUUCAGCUUCGUCCAUCUGAGUGUUCAGGAGUUUCUGGCUGCUCUUCAUGUCCAUCAGACCUUCAUCAACUCUGGAAUCAACCUGCUGGAGGAAGAACAACAACAAACUGCCUUCAAGAAGCUGAAAGUAUUUCUAAAGAAACCUGAACUAAAAUAUCUCCACCAGAGAGCUGUGGACGAGGCCUUACAGAGUCCAAACGGACACCUGGACUUGUUUCUGCGCUUCCUCCUGGGUCUGUCACUGCCGACCAACCAGAAUCUCCCACAAGACCUACUGACACAGACAGGAAGUCACUCACAGACCACUCAGGAAACAGUGGAGUACAUCAAGGAGAAGAUCAGUGAGAAUGUGUCUGUAGAGAGAAACAUCAAUCUGUUCCACUGUCUGAAUGAACUGAAGGAUGUUUCUCUAGUGGAGGAGAUCCAACAGUCUCUGAGAUCAGGACGUCUGUCCACAGAUGAACUGUCUCCUGCUCAGUGGUCAGCUCUGGUCUUCAUCUUACUGUCAUCAGAAGAACAUCUGGACGUGUUUGACCUGAAGAAAUACUCUGCUUCAGAGGAGGUUCUUCUGAGGCUGCUGCCAGUGGUCAAAGCCUCCAAGAAAGUUAUACUGAGUAGCUGUAAUCUGUCAGAGAGAAGCUGGAGAGCUCUGUCCUCAAUCCUCAGCUCCAAGUCCUCCAGUGUGACAGAGCUGGACCUGACUAACAACAACCUGCAGGAUUCAGGAAUGAAGAGUCUUUCUGCUGGACUGGAGAGUCCACACUGUAAACUGGAAGCUCUCAGACUUAAUAACUGUAAUCUGUCAGAGAGAAGCUGUGGAGCUCUGUCCUCACUCCUCAGCUCUCAGUCCUCCAGGGUGACAGAGCUGGACCUGAUUAACAACAACCUGCAGGAUUCAGGAGUGGAGAGUCUUUCUGCUGGACUGGAGAGUCCACAGUGUAAACUGGAAGCUCUCAGGCUGUCAGGCUGUCUGGUCACAGAAGAAGGCUGUGCUUCUCUGGCCUCAGCUCUGAGCGUCAAGCCCUCAAAUCUGAGAGAGCUGGACCUGAGCUACAACCAUCCGGGAGACUCAGGAGAGAAGAUGAUGAGGUCUAAAGUGGAGGAUCCACACUGUAGACUUGAAACUCUCAGGGUGACGCCUGCUGGAGUCCAAUGGUUGACACCAGGUCUCUGGAAGUAUUCCUGUCAACUCACAGUUGACACAAACACAGUAAACAGAAAACUCAAACUGUCUGACAACACCAGGAAGGUGAUACGUGUGAAGGAGGAUCAGUCGUAUCCUGAUCAUCCAGACAGGUUUGACUUCUGGCCUCAGCUGCUGUGUAGAACUGGUCUGACUGGUCGCUGUUACUGGGAGGUGGAGUGGAAAGGAACGGUAGAAAUAUCAGUGAGUUACAGAGGAAUCAGAAGGAAAGGAGACAGUGGUGACUGUGUGUUUGGAUGGAAUGAUCAGUCCUGGAGUCUACGCUGCUCUGAUGAUGGUGGUUACUCUGUCAUUCACAAUAAGAGUCAAACAUCUAUCAGGUCCUCCUCAGUCUCUCACAGAGUUUCAGUUUAUGUGGACGUUGAUGCUGGAACUCUGUCCUUCUACAGAGUCUCCUCUGACUCUCUGAUCCACCUCCACACCUUCAACACCACAUUCACUCAACCUCUCUAUCCUGGAUUCUGGUUCUUCAGGCCUGGUUCCUCCUCAGUGUUUCUGUGCUGAGUUCAAUCUCCAGAGUCUUCUCCUGGUAGAGAAACAGUGUUGAACAGAUAGUUGAGUCUCUCCAUGACUCAACUUCUUCCUUUUCAAAGAUGGAAGUUGUGAUUAUUCCAGGAGCCAAAUGUGGUGUUUGUGUCUUUUUCCAGUCAAAUGUUGAGAGUGAAUAUCAGGAUGUGGUGUUCCUCUGACACUCACUUGAACUAAAAGCAUUUGAGCUGUACAAAGUGUGAAAUGAGAGAGGAAGCAGUGAAUCUACAAAAUGCAGACAGACUUUCAGACAUUGCUGUCCAGUGAAAAUCCGUUUUUUGUGCAGCCAGACUUGAUCCUGAUUUGAGUGUUUAAGUCCUGUUGUAGUAAUGAAAUGAAAACUUCAUCUUAUGUAUGAUGGAGAAGAAUAAAGGG
Messenger RNA from Acanthochromis polyacanthus (spiny chromis), 3720 nucleotides. Its product is annotated as NACHT, LRR and PYD domains-containing protein 12-like. The coding region runs from base 97 to 3321 and encodes 1074 amino acids. The record is from RefSeq and is a predicted model, not a curated record. Gene Ontology annotation, molecular function: protein binding. The transcript has 9 exons. Lineage: Eukaryota; Metazoa; Chordata; Actinopteri; Pomacentridae.